GUUCUUAAAUCUUAACAUUAAUUUCUAUUUCCUAAUAAAUAAUAAUCGAAUUUACCGAUUGUUUUCCGACAAUUUGAUUAUUACCGAACAUUAUCCGAUGCACGAUACGCAUGCGUGACGCUUUCCCGCCGAAACUCGAAAUUUCCUUUGCGUAUUUGUUUACAAGUUUUCAUCUUGAUUCAAAACUAAAGUAUAUAGAUCGAGGUGUUUUUAUUUUCAAAACAUCUUAGCGAUUGCUGGAGAAUCCUUCACCACUGACUAUUUGUUUCAUCCAAGGUCUUUACAAAUAAAAUUGUUUAGUAAAUUUCAGUUUUUAGUAUGCCUAAGGAUAAACGUGGGGACCUUUGCGAAUAUGAACGGAGAAGAAUUGCAAAUAUCAACAGAAAUCUUGAUUUUCUCCAGCAGUUGGGUAUUGAGGUUGACAGAUCGGCAUAUUUUCCUAAAAAAACAAGUAAGAGAAAAGCUGAGAGUGACAGUGGUAGCGACGAAGAAUGGCUACCAGGAAAAGAUGAAGAUAAUCCCAAGAAAUCAAAAUCAACUAUGACAGGACAUACGUUAACAAAACAUACCGUUGGAGUACCCACCUUGAAGAACCAGUUGAGUAACAAGUUUCAGUCUAGUACCGUGGACGUCCAGUGUAUUUCUAGCCAGGACCCGGGUAGUACUAGUGAAGAUAAAGCGCUAGCAACAGCAGACAGCGAGUUACUUGGACAACUUGUUCAACCUCAUACCAACUUUGGUAAUCUGGAGCAUUCGGUACUCAAAAAGAAGAAACGAUCAAUCAAGUUUAAGUGCAAAAGUCUUGCGAACGAACCAACAAGAAAGUCAACAAGAAAUUUCGUACGUAAAAACUAUACAGAGGAUGAUGUUCCUGAUGAUGAUCACUACAUAUACUGCGACCAGUGUGACGACUUUUAUUAUGGCGAGUGCCCCACACACAAUUUUAACAUCAUCGAAGACAAUGGCACGGACACAGAGAAAGGAAUGAAGAUGCCUGAUGCAAUGAAGUCUCUUCCUGGAAACCUGUACGUAAAAGAUUCCAAGAUUCCUGAAGCUGGUAUGGGCGUUUUUUCGAAGGAAAAAUUGGAAAUAAAUACUCGUUUCGGACCAUAUCGGGGCGUCAAGGUUCUGAAAGAAGACUUAGAGGAAGGAAAAGAUACUUCGUAUAUGUGGGAGAUUGUUCAUGAAGGAAAGAUCCAGUUUUAUAUCGAUGGUAAAGAUCUUAAUCAUAGCAACUGGAUGCGGUACAUCAACUGCGCAAGAUGCGAGGACGAACAGAACAUUAUUGCCUAUCAAUAUCAUGGAGAUAUUUACUAUCGUGUUUAUAAAGAAAUACAUGUAGAUGAUGAACUUUUAGUGUGGUAUGGAGAUGAAUAUGCAGAACAACUUGGUAUAUCGUUAUUUGAGGAGGACGAAAAGCAAUUAGAAAAGCUCUUUGAAGUUGGUGGUCAUGCCUGUAAAUAUUGUGGUAGAAUGUACACAUAUCCCAGCUACUUGGAAACGCAUUUAAGAAGAUGUCAAAUAUUGGCGUGCACCAAACUGUGGGAAUGUCCUCACUGUGGCAGAAAGUAUAGCAGUGAAGAUUACCUUCGUGUACAUGUUAAAAACAACUGCGAGAAAAAACAAACAAGAGAUAGAGCUGAAAAUGACAGUAUGAUAAUGAUGCCUGUUUACCUAAAAGAUAAUAAUCAGAAAUUUAAACAAAUUGCGUCUAAAAUACAGCAGAACAAUAUCAGUAAUGAUAGAACUUUUCAAAAAAGACCGUAUCGAUGUCAACAUUGUGGUAAGAUAUUUACAAAGCAAUGUAACUUGAAGAGCCAUGAAAGAACACAUAGCGGAGAACGACCGUAUCAAUGUCAACAUUGUGGUAAGACAUUUACACAGCAAGGUCACUUGAAGGGACAUGAAAGAACACAUAGCGGAGAACGACCGUAUCAAUGUCAACAUUGUGGUAAGACAUUUACACGGCAAGGUGACUUGAAGAGCCAUGAAAGAACACAUAGCGGAGAACGACCGUAUCAAUGUCAACAUUGUGGUAAGACAUUUACACGGCAAGGUAGCUUGAAGAAUCAUGAAAGAACACAUAGCGGAGAACGACCGUAUCAAUGUCAACAUUGUGGUAAGACAUUUACUGAGCAAGGUCACUUGAAGGGACAUGAAAGAACACAUACCGGAGAACGACCGUAUCAAUGUCAACAUUGUGGUAAGACAUUUACAUGGCGAGUUAGCUUAAAGAGACAUGAAAAAACAGUUCAUUCAACAUAACACCUUAGAUAAGACAUUAAGAGAACAUGUCCUGACUGUAUUAAAACAUUGAUUUAUCUUAAUAAUCAAGUUUGAUAUUUUUUAAAUAAUAGGGAAAAAACAGUUGAUUUAUAUUAAGUAGUGUGAACACAU
Dendronephthya gigantea is the source of this 2397-nucleotide messenger RNA. Its product is annotated as histone-lysine N-methyltransferase PRDM9-like. The coding region runs from base 319 to 2265 and encodes 648 amino acids. The record is from RefSeq and is a predicted model, not a curated record. NCBI's taxonomy places the organism in Eukaryota, Metazoa, Cnidaria, Anthozoa, Malacalcyonacea, Nephtheidae. Gene Ontology annotation, molecular function: histone methyltransferase activity; protein binding. The transcript has 7 exons. Gene Ontology annotation, cellular component: nucleus.